Xyrichtys novacula (pearly razorfish) is the source of this 26299-nucleotide messenger RNA. Lineage: Eukaryota; Metazoa; Chordata; Actinopteri; Labriformes; Labridae. The record is from the annotation of a GenBank genome assembly.
GGAGUCACUUCCUAAAAACACAUUCCCUUACCCUUACCCUGGAGCUUGUUUGUUUGUUUGUUUGAAACUUCAUUAGUUGGUACGCAGCUGAAGUCAGAAUAAAGGAAGACCGCAGCGUCGAACCCGAGACCGCUUCAGAUAUCUGUAACUUUCACUUUUGACUGCUGAGGAGCGCCUGAACCAGAGGUGGAUUUCCUGGAUGGAAACGGAGGGUCUGCUGACCGGGACUGUGAACGGAGUCUCCGCGGACUAUGGCUCCAGGUCAGGCUCUGGCAGCAGGAGGAUGUCGUACUCUGUCUCCGGACAGUCGUGCAGUGUGGAGGGGGCCACAGGUGAGUGAGGGGGGUGUCGGCACAGAGGAAUCUGUUUUAAGGUGACUUAAAGUAUGUGUGAUGAUAUGAUAAAAGGAAUGUAUGAGAACAGGUGACUGCUGAUCCUGUUUGUGUAGUCAGUGCUGGUUUAUACUGUGAUCCUGAAACCAAAGCAGCCACACUGCUCCAUUACAGACCAAAGCCUCUUGGUGCAAACCUGAACUGGUGAAUGGGAUGUGAACAUACAUGCACAGCCUAGCAGGUUCUGCUGAACAGUGGCCCCUGACAACAAAACAUAAUCAUCAAUCUCUGCUUGCCUUGCAGCCAAACUGAGAUUUGGCCCCAAUAACACCAACAUUACCUGACCAAGGCAUCAGUCCAGCAAGCGAACAGGGAGCCUAUAACAAUCAGGUGUUGAUAUGUUCUUGGUAACUGUCCCUGAACUAAGAUUUAGGGGGCCUGCUAUUGCAGCCCAGAUGCCUUAUGACCAUCUCCAGUUUUCAAUUAAGUGUAAUUUACUGUAAACAAACAAAAAAUAAAAUAAAAGCACAUACAGUCUCCACACACCUUAAAUAGUGUGAGUAUGUAGCAGACAUUCUCCCACACCUGUGCACCGACGGCUUUCAUAUUGCACUGUUAUUACAGGUGCAUUUACAUGUGAGUAGCAUUUUGUUCGUGUUGUAACCAAUAUUAAUUUGACUUCUUCAGUUUUAAGUUAAUGCGUUGUGUUUUACAAGAUCGGAGUGAAUUGUAAAAUCUAUCUGUGUACUUUUCACAUAAAGUAUCUCAUAUGUGACAACUGAGUGCUGAGUUUUUGCCAGAGCAGCCUGACUUUGUUUUUUCAAGAGACUCCCAGUCAGUAAUGUCACAGUAAUAGCUCUAGUUCCCGAAUGAUAAUUAGUUUUAAUAAACGUGUCCUUCUACUAGCACUCUAAUUUACUGACACUAUGGGCUCAGGGGUUAGAAAUGAAAAUAAUAAGAGUGUAUUUUAUGUUGGUUUAAUUGAUUUUAACUGUACAGACGUGACAUCAAAUACAGUUAAUGUUUUUAUAUUGAGAAUCCUCAGCAUGACCUCUAACUUUGAUUAACUGUGUCUUUUAAUGAGUUUAAAACAUUAAACCUGGAAAGUUGUUUAUGAAAAUUUAGAGACUCUUGACGAUUACAUUUUGUUGUACUAUAUCAAAACACAACAUUACAUUUUACAACCCCCCUUUCCAGUGAAAUUGGUAUGCUGUGUAAACUCUUUUCCACAUAAAUUCACCUGAGAACUCCACAAAGAUAUUUAAAGUUCAAACUGAUUAACUUGUCAUCUGUAAAUAUUCCCUCAUUUUGAAUGUAAUGCUGUAACAUGUUUCUAAAAUGUUGGUUCAGGGUCAACAAAAGACUGAAAACUGAGGACUGCCCCCAAAACACCUGUUUGGAUCAUUCCACAGGUGAACUGGUUCAUUAGAAACAGGUAAGGGUCAUGAUUGGGUAUAAAAGGAACAUUACUUAAAGACUCAGUCCUUCACUAGCAAGGAUGGGACCAGGUUCACCACUUUGUCAACAACUGUGUGAGCAAAUAGUUCAACAGUUUAAGAACAAUGUUUUUAAAUGUACAACUGCAGGAAGUUAGUGAUUUGAUCAUAUACAGUGCAAAAAAAUCAUCAAAAGAUUUAGAGAAACUUCUGCGCAUAAGCUGGAAGGCCCAAAACCAACACUGACUGACCAUGACCUUUGACCCCUCAGCAAGAAUGGGAAGGAAUCCAAAAGUGAGUGUCCUCAGUUCCUAUAGGUUUAUUGAGUGAUGUAAAUGGAAAGGGGAUGAAACACAGACAGAAACAUGACCCUGAACCUGCUUUUUAGGAACGUGUUACAGCAUCAAACUCAAGAUGAGUGAAUAUUUACAGAAAACACUCAAGUUUAUCAGUAUGAACAUGAAAUAUCUCAUCUUCGUAUCUUGUCACCUGGUGUGAGUGACACCAGAGAGUGUGCAGCAAACUAGAGAAACGACCUUUUUAACUUUUUACACAACAAAUACUCACAGUGAGUGGUACAUUUCACCACUCUGAUGAUAUGGCCUGAAAAUUUCUUUUCCAUCUUAAAGAAAACCAAAACAAAUGACUCCAAACAGGUUUUCAGCCCCUGGCCGAGCAGCUUACUUCUGCGUUCACCACAGAGGUCCACUUGAUGUUCAAACACCACAUCUUCAGUGAUGCAAACUCCAUCUGGUUUGGCAUUUUGAAUUUUGUGGUACAUGUUAUAAUGACAAUAAAGAUGUUAUUCUGUUCUGUUCCUUCUACAUCAGAACGAGCUUUUCACUGUGUCAGUUUCUCAUCAGGGGUGAUGCAGUGGAAAAAUAACUCUUCUAAUUUUGUCUGUGUGUUAUUUGCUGUUUUUAUGUUCCGGUUGUUUUGUACGUUUCUUAAUGAGACUGCAGGCCUCUGUUUGAGAUGUUGCGUGAGCUUUAAGCUGUGACAGCUUUUGAACAAACUUUGCAGCAGACUGGUUUUUUGUCUGAGGUCCAAUGCCACAAAACUGAACCUGCUUCAAACAACUAAUGAGACUGUGCCCUUUUGUGUGUGUGUCUGUGUGGGAUGCAAACAAGGAGAGAGAGUUUACUUUAGGGGCCCAAGAGGAGGUUAAGCAGGGACAAUCUGUCCUAAACCACAAGUAAGAAUUAAACAAUAAUUACUGACUGCCCAGCCCUACUUAAACAUGCACAGGACAAGAUCAGCAAAAAUGUAGAAUGUAGGUUUGUCCACAAGGGGCGCCAAAUCAACGCUGCACAUCCCACCAAUCUGAUGUAAUAUCAGGUACAUUUUGACUUUUUGAUGCCCAAACUUUUUGAUGCCCAACCUCUUAAGAUAUGAUUGUGAUGGGAAGUUCAUCUAGUCCUGUAUCCACAAUCAUGUUAGCCUGUGAAGUGAAGGAAAGAGAGAGUACUGUAGGUCAGUGAUGUUACAAUCCACGUUUUAUCAACACAACACAGAGUUAUCUCUGAGAUUCUAACUGUUGCAGUCAGAACCAGGGGCACUUCAGUCAUCACACUUACAACUACUCCCCUUCUUGAAAGAUUUUUGACAGUUUCUCGUGCUGUAGUGAGUGUGGGUGGUACAGCUUACACUUGUUUGACCACUGUGUGUGUGUGUGUGUGUGUGUGUGUGUGUGUGUGUGUGUGUGUGUGUGUGUGUGUGUGUGUGUGUGUGUGUGUGUGUGUGUGUGUGUGUGUGAGCUUCAGCCGUUGUAAACCCUGCCCCGUCAGGGACACCCACAAACACCACAGCUCUGACACAUCCUGCUUUGACGCAUCAAGUCAGCAGGACUGUGUGUGUCAGUAUGAAUGUGCCCAGACCUGAGUCAUCACAUCUGUGUAAGUGUGUAACUGUGGGGUGGAAAAGUCAUUGUCAUUGAACAGAAUCAGUCAGCAGACAGGGACUAACUACCUGCUUACUGACUGCUCAGGGAGUUUGGUUUGAGAACUGAAUGUGUCCUAACAAAUCCUGAAAGUUUCUUGACUCUACUACAACAGUUUUAGCAUGGUGUAGUUCAGUGUAGACACACAGUGAAAGCUCAGGUCCAGUCCAAUAAAAUCUCCUCACCGGUCAUUAAAGUAGUUUGUGACUGUUGUGCUGGAUAUAUGAUACCAGACCAAACCACAGCUGGAGCUUUCUUCUGACAUUUACAUGAAGAGCAGGUCUAGACUCAACUCUGUAUCAUGUGGGUUGGAUAAAUGCUGACAUGUAGAGAAACAUGCUCUGAGCUGUCAGAAGACCGGAAAAGUGUAAUAAUAAAUCCACUUUUUUAAUUUAUUUCUGUUCAUAUUCAUAUUUAUGAAGACAUUUGACCUCAAUCCAGAUUACAGCUGUACUGAUCUGUACAUACCGUUCAAAUGAAAUUUCUCCACAGUAUGGUUCGGCUCAGGCUUGUGGUUCCUUGAUAAUAACUAACAUACCUAACAUACCAGGUUUUGAGCAUAGACUGUAUAUACUAUGGACAACUUGGCUCCACCUUCCGUCAUAUACAAAAUUGAAGCCUCCGUAUUUCCGGGAUUUUCUCCACUUCCUGGAUCCGCAACUUGCGCAGUAGCAUUGUAUGCAUUCAGUAGGAAGGGUCACUGUGAUGAAGCUCAGCUCAAACAGCAUAUCCCCCGGGUGAGCUACACAAUCUUCGUGCGCCCAUAGGCUGUAGAAAGUGUCAAUCAUAGAAAACAUGAAUUCCCUUGUAACUUUUAAAAAUGGAGCUGUACAGAAAAAAGAUGACUUGGGCACAAACCAGUCUUACAAUAACUACAUGUCAACAUCACAACCAGGGGGGAGAAAAAUUAAUCAUUAAUAUUCCGUGCAAUUGACUUCUAAAGUUUGUCCACAGCUCCAUAGGGAUUGCUGGAGGUAGCAGGAUGAUGAUCUAUCCUGCAGCCUGUCACCAAAGGGUGCUGUUCUCGGAGUGGCUUCACCUAGCGAGGAGGCAGACAGCGUCCAUUCUAUAUACAGUCUAUGGUUUUGAUCUACAGAUCAAUUUAAAAUGUAUUUAUAGCCGUUUAUAAGUGGAGGGUUGAUCUAAUGUAUAAGAAAGGAGGGAGAGUGUUUGUUCUGCUUUGUACUGCUCAUCUGCUGUCAUGGAAAUGCAAUCAGACCAAGAUGUAAGGCAGAAGAACUACCACGUCUGCAGUGCAAAAUGAUUAAUAUGAUGAUUAUUACUUCAAGGAAAUGGUAAAGAAAUGAUCAUAAAUGUUCUUCCUUGAGCUGCGUCACCCCGUAGCAGUCUGUAAUGGAUUGACCUGAGGUCUCGCUACAAACAAGCAGCUGCUGGAAGAGAGUAGGUGAGUUGUGUUUAGUCUCUUUGCUAAAGAAAUCAGUCAAAGUUAAAAAAAUGUUUGGUGGCUAGUGCUCUGGCUGGGACCCUAUAUGUACUGUUGAUGAAGUUAGGUGCUGUUCUGAGCAUUAUUUGUGGCUAUAGAGUGGCUCUUUGGUUGAGGUUUGUGUGUGGCUUCUCAAACCGCUGUGUAUUGCUAUCCUGCCGUCGUUACUGAAGUUGGUAUCACUAGAGAAGUAAGCAGUCAGCAACACUCAUCUCUCAAGGGAAUGUCUAACUCUGUGUUAUGGUGUGUUUGACCCUAAAUUAAUUUUACACCAGAAUAUCCCUUUAAGAGACCAGGAGGUGCUCAUGUGGUGGAUGGCAUCUUCAGCUUGUGCAAAAUACCUCUGCAUAUUUUGAAAAACUAUGAAAUGAAAGUAUGAUGACAUCCACAGAUUUCAGCCCCUGUGAUUUGGCCUCCUGUCCUCUCAGUUCUGAUUAGUACUGAUCCUGAAAUCUGAGAUUGUUGUGACAUGAUUGGCACCUUCCUAUCUUGUUUAUGUCCUGCAGUAUCACAUUAAAGUUCGACCACUGAGGUUAACUGACCCCAUACUGUCCCAGGGUCCUUCAGUCCCUCUUGAUGUUUACUAAUCCACGUCAGAUCUGAUCAGUCACUUAACAUUUCAAGCUAACCUUGUCUCUUCUUUAUGUUUUUGUUUGACAUUUCUAGCAGGUCUGUUAUUAUUUCACUCUUUAUGGUUCUGAUUCAACUCUUAGUUGUUCCCAUUCACAUAUUUUACUCUGUAGUCAUAUAUCAUUGUGUAUGUUGGUGUUUUAAGUCUUGUUGUACGGCACUUUGGUCAACAUGAGCUGUUUUUAAUGAUGUUGACUUAACUUGACUCAGCUGGAUACCGCCUGAUUUUUUUCCCUUAGUUUAGCCUCAAGAAAAAACAAAUUAUCAUCUCAGCUCCCAACCUAACCAGUUUGACAAGCAGCAACAUCUUCAGGGUGGUUUCCCAGGUCUGUUUCAGUCACUAUGGAGUGUUCUUGUUGGAGUUAUCAGCUGAGUUAAGGUGCAGAUAAGGGUUCAGAGUGGUGAGGUGACAGUGAGAAGAGCACCGGGGGGCAAUCUGUAAAAUCAGUUUCUGAGGCAAAGUUCAGAUGAUCUGUCUGUUCACACUUGUCCCACCAUCCACAGAUGAUGAAGACCUCUACAUCCAACAGGCUGUUGUGUUCAUUGAGGAUGCCAUACAGGUGAGAACAAUGACUUUCUUAUUUUAUUUUUUAUAUGGUGAAUAAAAAGUAAAAUAGAGUUCAGAAGAACAAAAGUCAGCGAUGAACAAUCAGUUCUUUCAGGCUUCUCAUAAUCAUCCUCUUUGUAAAAUUGGACUGACUCCUUCUGGAUUUGGUUUUGAAAAAGUCAACCAUAUACAGUUCUUUUGAUAAGAGAAAAUAUGUAAUUGGUUGACCACUUCUUGUUUUCCCAUAGUGAUUUCCUCCCUUUUUUCUAUCUUGUUAAACACAAUAGUCUUGAAAGGUCUCGUGUUAAUGAAGUUUGCUUGCCUUCAGUACCGCUCCAUCAACCACCGGGUGGAUGCCGGCUCACUGCGCCUGUAUCGCUGGUACUAUUCCAGGAUAUGUCAGUGGUAAGUUCACACCAAGGCAGGUGAUUAAUAAAUGAACCUGAGUUUGUGUUCAUAAGUAGUCCAAGUUUUCAUUAGGACCUAAAAUAGCAGAUGGUUUUAAAUCACCAGCAGCCGUUUUCAUGAUAAAACAUUCUCAUAUGUGACGGAGAAAAAAUAACUAUCAAAACAGCAAACCACGAAAUCUGACAUCAGUGAGGUUACAAAUUAAAAAAGGUUCAACCAAAAAUGGUACAAAAUUAUCAAUAUAACAAUGAAGAUGAAAGUUUAGUAAAUUUAUAAUAAUGUAAUGUUACCAGGAUAUUGCAUUGUAAACUGGUAGUAACAGUAAACAGUGGCUAAUUCGCAAAUUGGGAUAAUUGUAUUGACAACAAAACCCGCCCCCUACAGCUUAUGGAUAUCUGAUGUUUGUUAAAGCCAUUUUUACAGAGCUCUACAGUGUUUAUGUUGGUUUUAGAAUUCAUAUGAAGUUGCAAAAUGUGUUUUUGACUAACUUUUCUUAUUUUUAACAGAAGCUACAGGUGUAAGUCAAAUGAAGACUAUCAGUAACAAUUCAUACACCCAUACAGAAUGUCAGCAUUGUCUCAGUGACCCAUUGGUUUUCUGCUCUAGACGACGCCCACAUGUUUGUACAGUAACAGGUUUAUCCUGGACAUGUUGACAUCUUAGACAGAGGGCCUGGUCUGGAGCAGUGGCUUCUUUGUUCCCUGCAGGUUCCUUAAAACUUUCUGUGGAUAAUAUAUGAACAUAGAGCCAUUAUAAUGUUAUCCUCUCUGGUCUCCUAAUAUGCAUCUGACUAAGUGCUCUCCACAAAAACAUGUUGGCUGUAUCAGUCCUCUCAUUUCAUCCAGUUUGAGGGCUGUAAUGAAACCGUGACUGCAUUCUCUUUCAGGGGUCUGGGCCUGGUCAUUGCAGUGGUGUUGUUGCUAGCAUUUGUGGAGCGCCCGUCUUCCCUGUCCAUCUCCUCUGACCCUCGGUAUCGCUCCCAACCCUGGCAGCCUCCCUGCGGCCUCACCGAGAGCAUUGAGAUGAUCUGCCUCAUCGUCUUCACUCUCGAUCUCGCUGUAAAGGUAAACUCAGCUAACUGCAUGCUGUCAGGUCAAACAGGACUUUUAAUUAUCAUGUCCAUGUUUUUCAUAUUUCUCUCCCUCUGUUUUGUUCCCAGAGCUACCUCAUUGGCUGGGAUGAGUUCAGGAAGGGCAAGUGGCUAAUUGGUUACACAGUGGUUAUCACAGUCUCCAUCAUUGACUGGGUGCUGUCUGUCAGCAUGGUGUGUGAUGAGGUGAGGCUGUGCUCUGUCUUUUUUUUCUCAGCAUCAAAUAAAAGCUCUAAAUGUGGUAGAGUGAUCAUUAUAUAUCAAAUUAUAUUUGGCACUCUCUAUAUCAAGAGGAGUCAACUAAAUCAGUUACUUCCUGUGUUUAUUUAAAGUGUAGACUUUUCCUUCUUGUUUAGAGACUGAGAGUACGAAGACUUCUGCGUCCGUUCUUCCUGCUGCAAAACUCGUCUCUGAUGAAAAAGACACUGAAGUGCAUCAAGAGGACUCUGCCAGAGAUUGCCAGGUAUCUGAAUGAACAUUUCACACGUUUACAAAGCCUCUGUUUCAGUCCCCAGCAUAGACAAACUGAUAAAGGAAGAAAAUAAAUUCAAGUAUCAAAAUUAUUAACAAGUUAAAAGGAUUCCAAUAUAACUCCAUAUAACUGCCAGCCUUAAAUGUGCCGAAUGUUGAGACCUGAUAAGUCUCCAUUGUGGAUCUAUUUCCCCUCAGGUUCUGGGUUAGUUUAGAUCAGUUCAGCACUUUUACUUUUGGAUUUUGUUCUCAAAUGCAGCAACAAAGCCUCCUGAGUUCAUGGUACAGUUAACUGCCUUCUAUAAUGUGGUGACAGUUGCAGCUCAGGGAUGUUGUGGCACUUAAACUCAUCCUGGAUACUGGACUUACAAUAGAAUAUACCAUUAUCCUGAGUUAAAGUAGACUGUUGAAAUGCACUGUAUCUUACAAAGUACUACGAUAUUGAGAUGGCUGACCGUAUGUGUGUGUGUGUGUUUGUGUGUGUAGUGUCAUCCUCCUGCUGGCCCUCCAUCUCUGCCUCUUCACUAUGAUCGGCAUGCUGCUGUUUGCAAAAACUGAGGUAAGUUCAGGACUUUUCAGUCACACCUAGUCAAAUACACACUACUGUUGUGCUGACACUUUGCCUUGUGCACUUGUGUGUGUCUAGACACGUCCUAGACUGAGUAGUGAAGGUAACCAUUUCCUUGUGGCUUCAGGCCUGCAAUAAGAAGGGAGGAAAUGAGGUCACUCAAAUGAGCUCAAAGGGCGAGUAAUUUCAACAUACCGCAGCUUCUGCAAGACCAAACCAGGAAGUGUAACAGUUCAAAACAUGCAAAGGAGAGGGACGUCACACAAGACACUAACAAUAGAGAAGACAGGAAAGGAUGAAGGCUGCAACAGCAGUGAACAACUAAUGAUAAAGACUGUAAGGUCCCUGUACUCCUGAGAUACUAGAUUGGUUAAACAUGACAUAUGCUAAGUGAAUAAACACUAUCACCUGAUUUCAAUUGUAAAUAACACAAAUAGGCAAAACUUUUCUCCAAGAAGAAAAAAUCUAUGAAAAUCAAAACAUUUGUACUGACACACACUACAAAAUCUAUCUGAGAGUGUAUCCCUAUGACUCAUAGUGUCAGCUCAUCCUACAGCAAGUGAGCCUAGUUGUAGUUUGGACUCAUGGGGACAUUGGCAGAAACUUGAGCAUCAGUGCGAGAACAGUGAGAAAGAUUCAGAAAAGAGGGAAGAACGUGUAAAUGACAGCUGUAAAUUAUUACAUUGGCACAUUAUUAUAGUUUACAUGGGUUCAAAAACUGCACACUGCACUCAGAAAACUGGCUAAUACCACUUAUCUAAAUACCAGUUUCACUUUGUUUUUUCUUGAUGCUCUUUGACAACAAAAUAAUGAUUAAUGUGUUUGUACUGAGCCUCCAGGGAAUGCCGCUCUGCACAAACUCUUGAGGUUUUUAGAUUUAUAAUCCUAAAAGGGAGGGCAUAAUUUAUAUUGUGGAUAAUGGACUAAAUUCAAGAUCAGUUUUAUAUCCUGAAUCACUCUUCAAGUGACUCAAUCAUGUCUCUGUGGAGUUGUCAUUGCACGAGAGUGUGGAUUUGUUUUGGACAUUUUUCAACAACAAACAAAAAUUCAAGGAAAAAAAAAAAUCACAUUUUUAUCUUUUGACAAAAUGAGUUCUCAAAACAAACAUAUUACACAAACCUGAAUUUAUUUCAACAAAAUACAAAUAUAGUAUAAUUAUCAUGUGCUCUGGGUAAAAUGCCAGUGGGUUCACAUCAUUUCGAAGCAGCUAGAUACCCACAAAUCUUAGUGAUGAAAAGAAACGGCUCAGAAGAGACAAAAUAGUGUUGUACUUUUUGACACACCACGUAGGCCUUGAUAAGAGGAGAAUCAACUUUCUGUUUUUCUGUAUCAUAUGCUGAGUUUUGUAUACAGUAGAGUUUCAGUGUUUAUACCUCUAGUUCUGUUUUAGGAUCCAAAGAAGAACGGCGAAUGGGAGUUACACUUCAGAGAUAUGCCAACAUCCCUCACCUCCCUGCUGGUGCUGCUCACUACAGCCAACAACCCUGAUGGUACACAAUCAGCCACACCAUGAAGAGGAAGAGUAGUUUCAUUUUUCCGUCUGACUGAGUGUGCGUUAUUCUCUCUGUCCUCUCACAGUGAUGAUCCCCGCCUACUCACUCAACAGACUCUACGCUAUAUUCUUUGUCACCUUCAGUGUCAUUGGUAAGCCUGGAUAGGUGCAGACAGGGGAACUGUUUUAAUACUGAAAAAUGAGAACAUGUUUUCAUAUGAAGUUUUUCCUGACAGGAACCUACUGUCUGAUGAACCUGCUGACAGCCAUUAUCUACAACCAGUUCAGAGGAUACUUACUGGUGAGCUGCACACAGUCUAACAUCAAGUGGAUAGGCAUUUCAGUGGUUAUACAUCACAGUUACAGCGUCACACAAUUUAACUGGGAGACACCCAGUAUUACCCAGUUACUACCUGAGAGAGUGAUGUGGUUGUAGAUAACACAGGUAUCUGCUUUUAACCAAAAUGUUAUCCUCAGACCUUUAACAGGUCUAGACCAUCACCUCCAGUGAUGUUAUCAGCAGGUAAGAGGCUUAAACCUUGAGCAGAGCCAAACUCAUAUUCAACAGACCGACCUGCCAAGAAAGAGACAGACAGCUAAAACAAGAAGAGCAGCUCCAGAUAACACAGACUUUUGUCUCCUGUGACAGAUGUUAAUAAUAAGAGCCUGUGAUUUACUGAAAAAUAAUAACUGCUGAAAACUCCUCAUCAGUAGUUGUUCACAGCUGGAAAAGCGGGUGUGUCUACGGGAAAAUCCAAGUCUUGUCAGUGGAAAACAGUCCAAAGGACUCAUGUGACAGUUGUUUCAUUUUCCACAGCAUACACCCACAUUUUCUGACAUGGGUGUUCACUACAGAUGACUCAACUCUAGCAGCUUUAAAAAAGGCCUAACUGGUUGAAAACAGUCUUCAGGAGUAAAAUUGUUGUAAUUACCUGACCUGUAGUUAUGCUUAUGUGCAAACACAGCAGGACUCACCUGUAGGAAUCACCUGAAAAGGCACACUAGACAUGUUUGUAAUUUGUUAUUGCCAUCUGCUGGGACAUUGAAGGUGCAGAUGAUAAUUAUAACACCAGCAUACUGUCACAAAACUACUCACUCUUUUUGGAUUUCAUGUUAUGCAAAUGAAAACGUUAUAGAACUUUUAAGUAAUGGUAAUAUCCUCUGAAAGAGCCCAGCGUUACCAACAUUCACUCAGGUUGUCUAAAUAGAUACCAUUAAGCUUCAUAUGAGAAUAUUAACAUCUUAAAUCCCUCAAAGCAGAGAUAAAACACACACACACACACACACACACACACACACACACACACACACACACACACACACACACACACACACUCAUGCACACACACACACACACACACACACACACACACAUACACACACACACACACACACACACACGCACGCAUUUAGGACAUUUACUAACUUUACACUAAAGGAAUCGUUCUGCUGAUGUUCUGGUGCAGAUGUCGGUCCAAACUUCCAUCAUCAGGAGGCGGCUUGGGAUCAGAGCUGCUUUUCAAGUCCUCAGCUGUCAGGGAACUCAAGAAGCUGCUGUGUAAGAGAUUAACACACACACACACCACACAAACAAACACAGAGAACAGAGCUUCAUAUCGAAACUCUCUGAACCCACAUCAGUUUGUAUCAUUAGUUUGAUUGACUAAAACUCCUUCUUAUACUGCAGGGCUUAACCAUUAAUUACAUAAAAAAGAUUGUGUCUAGUUAUCUGAUGGUGAUCAAAUAAAACCCUGACAGGGUGAGACAAGACCCUAACCCAAAGUGGAGGUAGCUGCUUAUUACCCAGGUACUGAGUAGCUGGCAGUAAGCAGUGGCCUAAAGACGACUUCACUGAUGUAAAAAUGAGUCAUUCGCACAGAGAAAGAAAGUAGUCCCUCAGUCUGGGUUUUCUGUUAGCAGUCAGUCUGCGGGUAAAUUCAGAGCAAUAUUAAAAAUAUCCAUCAGGAUAUUUAUUAGCAGUUGGACUGUCGACAGGAUGAGGUAAAGACAGAGUGAUUUGGUUUUUCGCUCAGGUUGUUGCAAUUAUUGGAAACAUGUUUUAACUGAUUGGAAGCAUACAUCGAACACAGCCAGGUGGUUAUUAAGACAGCUGGGUUAUAAUUUAACUCUGUCAUCAUUUCUGGUCUGAAUUACAGUUUGAAACUAAAAUAAAUGUUUGGUCAGCUUUGACAUUAUGGUUUGAUUUUAAAGGAUCUCACAGAAGAAAAACAGAAAAAAUACUGUAUGAUUAAUCUGUUAGGGAGCAGGUACGUGUUGAUGCUGUGCUGGAGGUGAUGUCCAGGGUUCAAAUGAAGAGUUACUACAGAGCAGCCAUCACCAAGGUAAGAGCCAUAACACACUCACACACACAUAGACACUAUGGAGCAGAAUUUGUUCCAGAGUGCAAACACGACACGCACAUGUGUGGUUAUUUCUUAAAGUUUCAUGUACGUGUGUGUGUAUGUGUAGUUUGUAUGUAAUAAAUGCAGCUGGACUAUAAGACACACCCAUGCUCAAGUGUUUCUUUAUUUCGUUAACUCCAGGUGCGUAUUUGUUUUUAGAUAAUACUUUUUCCUCAGGAGUGUAGAGCUUAUAACUCAGCUCAGUAACUUUUCACUCUGAAGUGCAAGGUCAGGGUUCAAAUCCUGCUCCUACGGUCUUCUCCACAUUAUGAUGACACAUCUAUGCUCAAAUGUUUCUUUAUGUCAUUAACUCCAGGUGCAUAUUUGUUUUUAGAUAAUACUUUUUUACACACAUCAUCAAUAAGGAGUAAUUCUUGGAGCCUAGAAAAAAAUAUGUAAAUUUGAUUUUAAAAUGAAUGUAGUUAAUGAGAUAACAAGAACAUGUCACAGCGAUUCGUUUGAUGAACACUUUUGGUUGAUGUUUAAUUAUAGGUAAUGGGAAGUCACUUUUAAAAUAUUUCUUGCAUCCAGGUCUGGAUCACCUGGAAGCUCUAACUUUGAGCUUUCGUCCACAGUCCAAAGCGAAGUUUGCUUUGUCCUGUCACCAGUGAUCUUAUUCAUACAAAAACAUGUCAAGAAAGUGCAAAUCCUUCUUGUCCUUUUUUUUAACUGUUGACCUCAGGAGGUGCGGCAGUGUGCAGAGCUGGGCUACAUGAACCGAGAACAGUUCAGACAGAUUUUUGAUGAACUGGACAAAGAUCGCAUCAAGGAGGUAAAGCUGUGCUCUGCCUGAAAUCACAAUCAUCUCUUAUACCUGCUGUGCCAUUCCACUGAGUUUAGUGUCUGUUUUUGUGUUUGCACGUGUGUUUGUGUGUCUGCCUCUCCAGCACCCUCCUUUACCCCAGUAUAGCUCCCCAGUCCUGCAGAGAUUUCAGAGAGUUUUUAGUCACUACUAUCUGACUGUACUGGGCAACGCAGUGGCACUGGCCAAUGUCAUGUGCAUAUGUGUGAGUUACACACACACCACACACACACAUACACACACGCACGCGCACAGAUCCAUAUGAUGGUCUGAUGUGUGUUGAUAUGCUGUCUGUGUUUCAGACUGUGCUGGUGUUAAACUCUGAAAAGACCACUGCAGAGAGAGACAACUACAUCAUGGAGGUGACUCAGUCAUUAAACUUCAUUGGAUGAUCAUUUAUCGUUAUGAUUGUAAUGAUUAUUAUUAUUAAUAAUAAUAUUUUUUAUUAAAAAUAAUUAGUCAUUGUAUGAUCAUUUAUCGUUAGCGUGCCCCCUUUGAUCUUUCUCCUUCCACAGCCAUUUGGUCAAAAUUACAGUCCAUAAACACUUAUCUGUAAAAAAUGUUUUUUCUGUGGGCCUUUUUUCAUGGAUAUUGAAUUCUGAUAACCCAGGUUAACUUUUGUGGGGGGGAAAUAACCUAUGAAGUUGUGAGCUAACCUUCUUCAGACAUGAUCCAAUUCAUCUUUUCUUCUGUCCAUAUAUCAGAUCAUCAAUCUGUGCUUCAUCCUCUACUACUUGUUUGAAAUGUGUAUGAAGAUUUUCGCCUUUGGCUGGAAAGGUUAUCUGUCCUACAGGAACAACGUCUUUGACGGCAUCCUCACCGUCCUGCUUUUGGUAACAUUGCUCACACACUCUCUGUAUCUUCAUCUUAUUAGUGUUUCCUAGUGUAAUCUUUGACUCUAACAUUUAUCUGUACUCGUCUUUCCCAUCAGAUCCUUCAGAUCACUAUUUUUAUCACCUACAAGGUUCCUUACUCUCACUGGUAGGUCUUCUCACAUUUGAUUCAAACACAGUGGCCCUCAUUUAUCAAGCUUGCGUACGGCAGAAAACUUGCGUACGAAAAUUUUGACUUGAGGAUCAGCAUUUAUCAAUCUGCACAUGAGCGUACGCUACGACCAAAUCUCAAGACAGGUAUGACAUCGUGUACGCAAGUUUGAGUCAGUGUGGAUCUACGGUGCAGCAAAUGUCUGUCUCAAAAUAAUUGAUAUACAAACCUCAAACCUGUCAUUAAGCACAAUCAGAUAGAUUUCAUUAAAGAUUAAGACGUAAAUAAAAUUAAAAUAAAUUUGUUAUGUCCUUGGUGAAUAGGCCUAUUUGAUAACUCUGCCCAGAAACACUGCCACAGAGCAGGAGCGCUGUUUUAACAUUGCGCACACAUGCGCCACUGUGGAGCUCUGCGUUUGACUCCUAAAAGGCAGGUGUCUCUGUCUUGGCUGAGCAGCGGGGACGUUGUUGUACACUCCUGAAAGGGUGUGGGACAUCAUUUGGGCUGAUACAGUUUUGCACAAUGUUGCACUGGCCGUUGGCUGUGCCGUUGGCUGUGCCGGUGCAACAUAAGGACCCGAUGUCCGGAGAACAAUAAUGAGGGGAGACUCCACAAUGGUGCUGUACAGAGGAGACAGGACCUUAUCCAUGGAUUCUGACAUGUAAAGUAUAAGUUUAGAAAGUGCUCUUGCUAUUUAAUCAGUGAUAAAUAUCCAAUAGAAAUCCAUAAAAAUGUGCCUCAGGGGCAGCAACACACCAUUUGGUGACGUUAAUAAUUACUUUUGUUCAGCCUCUGUCAGACUCUCCAGUCUGCUCUACAUUACAAAGAUGUAACAAAUUAAAACUAAAUACUUUCAAUAAUAGGUGCAACGUACCAUAUGUCAUGGAAAUAAAAAAUAUAUGAGGCAUGUAUGAGAUCUUAUUGACUGAUGAUUUAUUCAAACUUCAGCCACUGUACACUAUUCCUCGGCAGCGCUGUUGACCGCCACCAUAAUUCUGCUCCAGACAGGAGUUUUCUGGACUGAUUUUAUACCAGUUUUGAUGCUUCCAAAGAGAAAAUCCUUGUUAUUUUCCAACACAGAUAUGAGGAUAUCCACUUUCAGCUCAGAAAAGUUUCGAAUCUUUGUAAUAUUUCUCCUCUUUCAUGUUUGACCUCAGUGGGCGAGGCUUCUGAACCACGAAUAUAUAAGGGCGUAAACAUGUUAGUGACGAUCGAUUUUAGCCGCCGCAUUUAUCAAGACCUGAUCAUACGUACGCUGGGAUUGGUCAGAUACGAACCCUUUCAUAAAUCUCACGUGUGUCCUAUCAUACAAGCUGCACAAGCUUGAUAAAUGAGGGCCAAUGAAUUUGCUGGAAACUGGAAGAUAAGUUUACAUGGAAAUAAAUGUUAAAGACUAAAAAGAGACAAUAGCAAUGAAGUAAUAAAGUUUAUACUAAACUAAAAAGACCUACCAUCAGACUGUUGGAGCAGGCUGACUGACACUGGGGCAGAAAUGUCAAACACCAACUCUUUCAACUGUGCAGCAGUUUCUGAUGUUUGUUGGCAUGUGUUUUGUUCGUAGGGACCCGGCCACUCAUAGCGUGUUGUCUCUCUGGGAGAUGAUCCGUCUCGUCAACAUGCUGAUCGUCUUCCGCUUCCUCCGCAUCAUCCCAGAUAUCAAGGUAAGGAGAGGUGUUACAUACACAGGAUCACAGCCUGGAGGGUUGAUGUAGUGGAAGCAAGAGUCAUUACUCCUCAAACUUCAAAUUAUGCCUCAUAAUCUGCUUGUUAGCCUGUUUCUGAGCUUGAGAGUGAAGUAAUCAUUCAGGGGAAUAAUCAGCCACAUAUACGAUUUAGACCUGUUUUCUACACAGCACUACAUUUACUGACAGCCUGUUCCAAAAUCAGUGAAACACAAACAUCUUUUUUGUUCUGCAGCUUAUGGCUUUGGUUGCAAGCACAUGUUUGGACCUGGUGAAGAACCUGCGAGCCUUUGCAGGGGUCCUUGUGGUGAGUGACGCCAGCUUGAUUAAAAUAAUCAACUUCUGCUUUAUUUGCUUUUAAAUAAGAUGUUUGAUGGUUUUGCAAACUGUGGACCUUGAGUUAUGAACCUCGGUACAUGACUGCUUGAAACAAAAGAGCACAACAUGAAAAUUCAUGAGCUGACUAUUUUAGCCAACUUUUAAAUGUUUAGAGAUUGUGUUUUGUGAGAGAUUUUGAUUUACAAAACAGUCGACAUAUAAGGGAGCUAAGAGGCUGAUGUGUUCAUACUCCCCCUGCAGGUGGUGUACUAUGUGUAUGCUGUAUUUGGGAUCUGGUUGUUUGAAGGAGCCAUCAAACCUCCUCCACAAACAAGGUAGGAAUCUUAAACUGACUGCUCAUCAGAAUCUUUAGGACUCUUGACUUGAACCAGAGCAUUGUCUGUGUACAGACUUAAAAGAAGGAAUCAGAUGGAUUUACUGAUAAACAUAGAGUAAAAAUUGUCUUAUUGUUUUAAUUAUUAGAUCGGAAUUUAAUAACCUGGUAGUGUGACAACACUGAGUUUACCUGUGUUGGAGUGCUGACUUGUUUCCAAAAAGUUACUGAUGAAUUGCCCAAAUUUGGCCUCAAAUAUUGGGAACUUGACUUAGAGUAAAGUAAUAGUGGGUUUAUUCUCUCCAGUGAGUUGGUCUUGAACACUAAAGACUCAACACCUUGACUCAGAGUCAAGCUCAGGUGAUUUAACUGACACAAACACAACUGUCUAUGUGUGUUUUAGUGAACUCUCCAACUCCACCAUGGAGGACAUCACCUCUAACUUCAGCAUGGCAUGUGGGACCUAUGAACAGCUGGAGUACUGGCCGAACAACUUUGACGACUUUGGGGUGGGUAACAAAAACAGUCAGAGCUUCAUGUGUUGCGUGUCUGUUAUCUUAAAUUCCCAUGUCUCUUCCUUCUUCACUCUCCCCCACUUUCUCUCUCUCUUCCUGUGUCUCAGGCUUCAAUCAUGUUACUGUAUGAUGUCAUGGUGGUCAACAACUGGCAGGCUUUCGUGGAUGCAUACAGCAGAUACACCACAGAGUAAGAAAAGCUUUAUGGGCCUUCAAAUGUGCGGUAGAUAAGGAUGAUGAUGAUGAUUAUGAUAAAGAUGAUAAUGAUGACGAUAAUGACAAUGACAAAGACGAUGAUGAUGAUGACAAAGACAAUGAAGAUGAUAAUGGUAAUGAUGUUGAUUAUGAUAAUGACAGAUACAAAGUGACCAUGACCUGGAUGAAUGAGAAUCUACACCGACAGAUAGGAAGACAAUGAUGAAGAUAAAAAUGAUGAUAAAAAAUGAUGUUAAUGAUGACAAUAACAAAUACGAUGAUGAUGAUGAUGAUGAUGAUGAUGAUGAUGAUGAUGAUGAUGAUGAUAAAAAUCAUGAUAAAAAAAUGAUGAUGUUGAUAAUGACAAUGACAAAGACAAUGACAAUGACAAAGACGAUGAUGACGAAGUUGGAGAUGAUGAUGAUGUUGAUGACAAAAACAAAGACAAUGACAAAAAGGCAAUGAAGAUGAUGAUUAUGUUGAUGACGAUGAUGACAAUGACAAAUACAAUGACGAUUUUGAUGAUAAAUAUGAUGACAAAAAAUAAUGAUAAUGAUAAUGAUACUGAUAAUGAUGAUUUGUUUCCUUAGCUGGGCCAAGGUCUAUUUUGUGUGUUGGUGGCUCACCUCUUCAGUCAUGUGGGUCAACUUGUUUGUGGCGCUCAUCUUAGAGGUCAGUUCACUCAUACAUCGCAGACUAAAACACGCCCUUGUGAAAUGCAUGUAAAGUGAUUAGAAACUUUUCUAAACUCUAGAGUUAUUUCUUCUUUAACUCCGUUACAUUUGCUGAAUAUUUUCUGUUUCGUGUUUUUGAGCAGAACUUCAUCUAUAGGUGGGACCGCAGUCACAGUUGCUCUGUCACUGAAGUGGAGAGGAUCAGAUAUCAGACCUCUGUUCAGCUCAUGUUCAGGUCAGUAAACUCCUGCUUGAUUGUGUAUCAUUUAACAGAAAGCAAAAUGUCUCAUGACCAACAUUUUUACAUCCAUUCUGCUUUUCUUUUUUCUGUACAGAGAGCAGAUCCAGGAGCCCACCGAGGAAGAACUUAUCUGUCAACUUCACCAACACCCACACCUACACCUGCACUGGUGAUACACAAAAGCACAGAAACUCAGAGGCAGAGCUGUCACUACUCAAUGUGUCUGCUGUAUGAGACAAGCACUGAGAGGUCAAUAUAAGAGGGAUCUAUUUAUAGUUUGUUUGGAUUUUUUUUAUCGCUAUUUCUUUGUGCCACCACUGAAAUCAGUACAGAGCAUAUUUUUUACACUGUUUUUAGAAGUUUUUAUCAUAGGGAAAUCAAUACUUACAAACUUCUGUGUUUAAACAUAACUCCUGUUGGAUUCAAAGAUUAAGGUCAAAUUUUACUGUUUUUUAAACAUAGCUGGGACACUCUUCUCUGUCUUACUUGUCACUAAAACUUAUUUGAUUUGAUAUUAAUUUUUCUCUGAAAUUUUUGGUUCUCCUUGCUUUAAAUAGACCAUAAAUUCAAGUAUUUGGUUAAGGAUUACUGCUCUAAAAUGAGAAUAAUAUAUAUGGUUGUUGUUUUCAAAUAUAUAUGCUGGAUUCAGCUGUUCCAGCGCUGAAACCAUAAAAGAAAACAGUGAAACCAAAAAGUUGAGCAGCUUCAACAGCAGACCUUUGUUAUGAGAACAACCGGGAGGCUCUUCUCUUUGCUUUUGCUGCACCUCACAGGAGACAUCUGCUGUUUUAAUCACAGUGGAGUCUGUGGUUCCACAAAAAGAUCGAACAUUAUUUAGGGAAAAACUUGCUGCUUGCUUUGCAAAGGCCUUUUGGUGUGGAAACAGGGAAUCCAGAGCUGAAUAUUUUUAUCAUUGAUGUCUUUUGGUUGUCCGGAUUUGAGCGUAUCCUGAUCUCAUAACUUUGAAAAAACACGCACAGGGCACCAGAGUGCUUACAAUUGAUUUCACUUCACAAGUAUUAGACUUCUUAUAUUGCUGCCCCUCCCUCCUCUAUCUUAGAGCAUCAUAACAGUAACGGAUGAUGAAUUUCAGCAUAUGAGUUCACACAGUUUGAAUACACAAAACUAAAGGAAGCAGAUUCAGUAGCAGUCACUCACUGUGUGAGGACACUUUGAAUGGUGCCUUAUUUAUUAUUCUUUUCUGUGAACAGCUGGGGGGUACGGCUGCUUGUUGUUCCUCCAUCAGUGUUGAUGGAUGGAGCUUCCCCUGCUGUUCACUGUAAUGAGCUUAUGAAUGGAUUAAAUGUGAAAGCUGUGUUGUUAUCUCCCAUCAGUGUCCAAAGUUUUGCCAUAGCUAGGUGUCAGUGUUUAAUCAUGAAACCUGUCACUGCUACAGAUACUCAAACUAAAUGUUGUGUACCAGGACCCAAGCCUUCAAAGGGAACACACUGCGCAUAUUUUUAACAAACAAAAACAAGGGAAUCAUUUUUAUUUACUUAUCAGCCUUUAAAGAGUCUCUGCACACUCUCUCUCAAAGAUGUGGCACAGAUUUUUUUUCUCAGUUUUUAUAGAUGUACAGCAAUGUUAUUACAGGAUCAUGAACACAGUAAACAAUGUUAUUGUAACAAGGUAAUAAGAUUGGGGACAUCAGAAAUUUUGAAUUUCUGGCAGUGGGAUGAAGCUUUUUUUGUCAGCCUGUAUUUUGUGAACUAUUUGUAAAAAUAUCCCAAAGAUUUUUAAUAAAUAUUUUGUAAAAUAUUUUUAAAAGUAAGUAAAAGACUUGUUUUAUGUUUUAGCUGAUUUUGAGUAUAUGUUGAGUUUGUCUGAAAUUUUAAUUCAUAAAUUAAAAAGCUGAAAUUUUAGGUCAUUCAUUUGCUGCACUGUGAAUUUACUGUAAAUUGACCUCCAGAUUGAGGUCAAAAGUCAUAGAGCAACACCUUGGAAGGAUAAGAGGUACAGUAUUUUAUAUGGCCUCCUCUCAUAGAUGGGUUGUGAACGUCUGGGAGACAUGGACAGGAUCCAAGUGUUUUCAUACUGACCCAUCGUGCUUUAAUGGGGUAGAUUUGAGACAUGAAAAUAUUUUGUCAAAACCAAAAUUAUGCAGCAUUGAUCCUGCGCUCAUGAUGUUCAGUGUGUGCAGCAUGCAGAGCGGGUGAAAGUAAAUGUAUAACUAAUUUCCAUGGCUAAAUAUGUUUUUUCAUGGCCCUAUUUAUUAAACUUAUUUGCUGUAUUUUUGGUCACAAGGACAGGGUUUUUUCACAUUUCAGAAGUGUGCGUGUCCAAAUCUGGUCUUAAAUUUAUGAUGCAGCAGAAUAGGGUUGAAGAUAUGUAUAUCCAGUGUCCUCAGGGAGACUGUGAAAAAAGAGGGUAAAUGAUCCAGCCAAGGUUCAGUCUAAUUACACACAUGGGCUGAAAAAAUACCCUAACACUAGCAAAAAACCCCAGCCUGCUAGCACAGGUGGCUCAGGAAGAGACUCAGAUUGUUUUUCUCCAUGUAUGAAUUAUAUUUAAGGUUUGUUAAUUAAAUUUUUCUGGCUUAGUGGUCAUCCUUCUCAAUCUCUGUGCUAUGACUUGUUAGGGCCUUUGGGUGGGACAAUGCACACAAAGUCCUCAAAAAGGGGCCAAAGGAUGUCUAUGCAGGCUGUAGACAAACUAAAACAUUAUCAGAGGACUUUUGUGUGCCCCAAAAUAUGGCAGCCGAUUGGCCCUGGAAAUUUUACUGUACAAAAUAACAUUUGUAAUGGAUUAAAAACACUCAAUUAAAUACAAAUUAUCAGACAUCUCUUGGUAAUACUAAUACUGUGCAAACUCUAGAUGCUGUCCAUUAUAAAUAAACUUAACAGUUUUUCCAGGAACAACAACAACCACACGAUGGCGACGAUGGACCAUGACUGUGACUCUCCGGCUGCCUCUGUGCAGGCUGCAGAGUCUGUUUUGUCUCAGGGAAUAGUGAGUGGGUGAGAAAUAGUUGGAGCACUGUGUGUCGUGGUGUGGUGAUGAUCCUCUCCCCCACCACGCCCACUAAAACACUACAACCUGCACCACAAAGCUGAAACCGGCCCUUCUGGUUUGGGCACAGCCACCUCCCUGCUCACGGGCCAAAUAAAGGAGUGUGUGGUCCUGACACUUUGGUACUUUUCCACAGACACAUGGACACCAAAUCAAUCUCAUACCUUCUCAUCUGAUAAUGUGCAAAUGACAGAGGGACCUAAAGGUGUGACAGCAAUCAUUAGCAUAGAAAAUGCGUCCCUUUUGUGCGUUAGAGCUAAGUGAAGCUAACAAGUCCCUGUUUGAAGAAGUCCCAGUAUUAAAAAUGACUUGAAUCUGGAAUUGAGCUUUAUCAUUUAGCUUUAUCAUCAUCAUUUAGAGUACAGUCAAGUCAAAAAAAUCCACACAGGUAAACCUUUCCACCUGAGAUCAAAGACCUGUAAGAAGAUAUCAACACUUUGGUAUCUCCCAAAAAAGGUAAUUUGAAACCAUGAGGAAGAUAAAGAAACGUGGCUCCACUCUGAUGAAGCAGAUGUUGAGCUACACUUCACCUGAAAAGGUCCUCCAUGAACCUCCCACAGUUUUGGCCUUCAAUAUAUUCUUUGAGGCCCUGCUGUCUGCUUCAGAGGACAUUUGACACAUGGUUAAACCACAAAGCCAAACCAAUACCCCCAAACACAAAAGACUUAGUCUGGUUUAGGUGAGAAAGGGAGGCUGGGGAGUGUGUGCAGAAAGAGCAGGGAGUCAUCACUAACAGGGAAAAACAUGAACCUUUCCAUAAUACAGCUGGUCUAACCUAUCAUUCAGCCUCCUCAAGCCUCCCUUGUUUUUGUUUGUUUUUUUUUGCUCCAGACUGAUGUUCCUCUCUGUUCAGCCGGACAAUACUGAGCCCCAAAAUGCAUGUAGGCUCUUGUCCUUCUGUCUCUCUCCCUUGGCUUUUCAAACACCCUCCUCCUCCCGCUCCUUCAUGCUCUAAUAUAAAGACAGCAAGAAUGUUUGCGCUUAGUUUACUCCGUAGGACAAAAGGGGUGCAACGUGGCAGAAUAAACAAAAAAACUGCAAACUCUACAAAAUGAGUCAUCAUCACCCUGACCUCUCACUUGAUUGAAAUUUUAUUGACUUUAAAAUGCUAUAUUCAAACAUUGGCUCCACUCGUCUUUAUACAGACAUUUCAUCAGGAAGCUGUCAGUAAACAGUACGAGUAAAAAAUUCAGCAACCAGCGUUUAGUUCUGCAGCUUACAUCAGUAAAGUCAGGAGACUUUUAGGGCUGCAUUUGUGUCAAAGGAGUGUCUCUGCAAUUCUUUUUACAUAUUUAUUGCAUCAGUUGGUACCUCCAAAAAAUGUUUGUCACAAAAAACUGGAAACACAACAGAGUUAUCACUACCUCAAAAUGAACUUUCAGUUAUGCCAGCUGUCCUGCAAAUAAUGUGUUGAUCUAUUUAUGAAUGUAAUUUCACUCUGGUUUUUCCGUCAGUUCCUUAACUUGCUUUAAAUUAUCAGAUGUCAGUUCUCAUCAUGUAUCACAUCCCAUCAAUGGACAUCGGACUACAGGUUUCAGUUCUUUAGCUAGUGCUCCUGCAAUGAGGGUCCAGAAACACCAGAAUGGUUCUAAGGCCCCCAUGACUGACAGGCCCUAUAGACAUAAACUGGAGGGGUCCAAUGCAAUAUAUUUUUCAUGGGGCCUAAAAUCCCGGACUGUAACCCUUGUUUAAACAAUUAGUUUGUGCUGCUGCUGGUGAAGCUUAUUAAUGCUUAUUACAGGGCCUUAAUAUAAAGUGUCAUACCAAAAACUAAAACUACACUGAAACUUAUUAUAAUCAAACUAAAGUAAUUAAAACUAAACCUAAACACAAAUUUUAACCAAAAACAAACAAACAAAACUAAACAAACUUCCAAACCUAAAAUUAGAUUUAACAAAAAAAUUUAUGCAGUGUAGUUUGGCAGUUAAUUGUAUAAAAGAGCAUAAAUAAGAUCUGGUGGAUGUUCUCCUUAUAAAAAGGAUUUGUAUUUAUAAUGACAUAUGUUUGUUUAUGUUUGUUCACUAGCAAAUUAGUGACAGUACAUCUCAGGCAAUCUUAUGGAGUACUGUAAAAGUUCAGUCACUAGUAAUGUAAGAAGUUAAUUUUAGCAGUGAGUAACUAAUGUUGUAUGCUUCUGAAAUUGAACACAACACAUUCCUUUUAUUGGGCAAGUGACCCAACACUGGUCCUGACAUGCUUACAAACACAACCGCAGAGAGAGAGAGAGAGAGAAAGAGAGACUUAGAGAGAGAGAGAAAGGAUUAAGUCUCUGUUUGCGAACAGUAACUUUGCCUCCAGGCCCUGAGUUAUUAAGUGGGUUCAUGCAGGAAAACGAAAACCAAACAAUCAUGGUGAUGUGGCGUUUGGAGAAGCAGAAGCUGCCGCAAGAGGUGACUUAAUGUCAUGAUAUCUCAACCCUGAUCAUUUUGUCUGAUGUAUGUGAAAACACACACACACACACACACACACACACACACACACACACACACACACACACACACACACACACACACACACACACACACACACACACAUUAUGUUGUAUCCCAUCACUGCACUCCUCUUCUGUCUAUCUUCGUAAGACUGUGAGAAAAUGUCCCUAAUCUCCACCGGCUGCAGAGGGGGUCCAAACUAACAGCCUGUUUUAAUUUCAGCCUUGUCAUGACAGGAAGUGUGUGUGUGGGUGUGUGUGCGUAUGUGUAUGCGUGCGUACGUGCAUGUGUGUGUGUGUUCGGAGGAAUGGGGGGACAACAGGAAGUGGAGAGGAUGGUGCAUGGGAAACAGUUAAUGGAGUUAUUUUUGCUGGGGACACUGGUGUGAGGAGGGCUGCUUGACCUCGGUCCUGUUCACACUGAUGCUUAAUCUGGAAACAAGGGCUAAUCUUAGUGUUCGCAGUCAUCUGUCACUGAACGGCCACUGGAAACUAAUAAUAAAGCAAGAUGGAGACAAAAUUAGAAUUCAAAGUAAGACAUCUGGAGUAGGAGUUGUUGAUGUUAGAUUUCACAUACAUGCUGGACUCACAACAGCUCUAUAUUUAAUUGGUUCACAGGAACUGAGAUGCAUUUGAAUAAACUAUCCCAUGCACAAGUUUACUUUCCGCUUUUAAUGUUUUGGCUUUAUUCUACACAAUGCACAGCGGGGCCAAAGGGGAAACUGCAUAGACCAGAUGACAGCUCAUGUUCGUGACACUUCUGCAGAGUCACUGCAGUCUGGUAUCAGUGUCAAAAAUAAGGAAGAUGGGAGCACUGUUCAUGUGUUCUGCAUGGCCGGAGCAGAAGUUCAGCAUGGACAAUGAAAAGAGCCUUUCUUCCUCCUCUGUUACUGCUCAGACACAUUUUCCAUACAUCUAGUAUUUUUUUUUCUCUCAUCAUGUUAAUAUCUGUAUUAUUGUGUUGAGUAUGAGCUCUGUAUUAGAAUCCCAAAAUGUAAGCUAAACUAUUUCAAAAACUUCUUUUGGCUCACUUCCUUCAGAAUCUAGAUAUGGCCUCUGCAGUAAUAGAACUGUGAUAGUUGUCUCCUUGUACCGUAUUAUGCAGAUGGCAUUUGGCAGUGUAAUUCUGAGAGCUCCCUGUCCUUCCGCAAAAUUACAUGAAGAGUAGGGAGAGUGUGCACCUCCUUUCUGUUUCAUGUGCGUACAUGAAAAGCCAAGAUAAGAAGAGCAGGAAUCAGCAACCAUACCUGUGACGCUGAUACCAUCAGUAACAUCAUAAAAAAAGAUGAGCUGGGCUUUAGGUGGGUUGCAAAGUAGUUGCUAAGAAAUUAAGCAGCAAUUUAGUCUAAAUAGAGCACUCAUCCUGUCAAAGUUAAUCAGCUGGUGUGAGAUCCGCACACCUUGGGUUGAGAUUGACUUUCACGGCCUGCCUUAACUAACAGCACAUAUUGGUUUCCUCUGGUUUGAUGUGGGUCAUUGUUUUUUAAAAUGUUGUUUUUUAUCAGCACUAAUGUGGAUGUGGUUUAGUGUGCGCACACACAAUUCCCCUUAAAGUAAGGAUUUUAGUCAUAUUUGGUUAUACAAUUACACCCAAAAAUCCCUGAGGUGCCAUUAAAGUGUAUCAUAUCAUUUCGUAUUGUAUAGCACAAUACCAUAUCGUAUUGCAUCGUAUCGUAUCGUAUCAUAUCGUAUUCUCUGGUACUUAAAUAGAGAAAUUCAGGGAUGGUUCUGCUUUGUUAAAGACCUUCAAUGUUUAAGUUAUUUAAAAACCAAGUCACAUCUUUGCAGCUUCAUGCCCUGGACAGUUAAAUGUGGUCUUGAAUCAAAUCCUGAAGAACUGGCUGUAGGUAUGAAUGUCAGGACACUGAGCCCUUGGUUGUGGUUUAAGUGGUUUGUUUGAGUAAACAAAGUGACAGAGGUGAAAGAGGUAAUGUCCUGUUUCCUUGUUUAAUUGUAACUUUUCCAUCAGUGAACCUGCCAAUUAUCCCGAGGUGACAUCCAGCCUGAGGACGCUGGAGGACCAUGGGUAAACACAUGUUGGAGGAGGCAGCAAGUUCAGUUUGUUUAUUGGGAGAAAUAAACACUGACAGUGACAGUGAGUGCAGUUUCCUUACCUCACAUGGCCCAAACUUUACAACACCCCUCCUCAAAUAUCACUCUUUAUAUCUCCUGAAUUUGCUUCUUUGUUGGAAAAACUGCUUUCAUGUACUUGGAGGAUUUGACUGCAAACUAGCAUGCUCACUUUAAAUGUUCAUUACCGACUCCUAAGCUAAAAAGGAAAACUUGAGACUGUGGACAGGAUCAGACUGAGCCCCACCCUGUAAGAUCAGACCCACUUCCAUCCCAUCUUCAACC